AUGCCUGAUGAAAGCGCUAAAGAAAAGAUGUCACGGGUCUUGGCGGAGCUGAAGUGUGUAGUUAGAUUGCAUCCUGAUGUUCAAACUAAUGGUUCCACUGGAAAGAAGGAAAAGCAAAAUUCACAGCGAGACAGCGAUAGAUUGACUAAAGUCAGUGAUAUGCAUAGAGCUUGGCAGGAUGCUAAUAGUGACUUUCAGCUACCAGUAGCCUUGGAUCAAAAAUCGAAUGUGUUAUCUCAAUCACCACUUCAGGCUCUAAAUGAUAAGGUCGUCAUCAACAAUGAACAGCUGAAAGGAUUAAAAAAAAAAAGAAAGCAUAAGAAAGGAAAGAAGAAUUUUCAAGAUCUGGACACGGAAACAAGUGCAGGGGAUAUAUCAUCUGAUUCAAGCUCUUCAUACUCAUCACAUCUAGAGAAUAUACAAUCACACAACAUCAGCUAUAACAAUGAAUUCAAAAGUCAGGAGUGUUCAUCUAGUGCCACCUCAGGACCCGAUACGCCAGCAGAUCUAAGUGAUGAUGGUGACGCGAAUCAGGGGCUCAAUAACGUAGCCUCUGAUGUCGUGGAUGUCGUAUCAAACGUCAUUCAAAACAAUUUAAAUGAUUCCGCACCAAUUACCAAUGACAAGGUGCAAUCUUCUGUUAAAUUAAAAAGUGUCGAUUCGAGCAAUAAUAUUGAAAGUGUUCAAAUGCCCAUUAACGCUAUCAAUGGUGCAGGGUCAACUUUAGGCAGUAGAUAAGAUUAAAGAAGACGAGUUGGCCAAAGAUAAGGAA
Molecule: messenger RNA, 772 nt
Organism: Drosophila nasuta
Lineage: Eukaryota; Metazoa; Arthropoda; Insecta; Diptera; Drosophilidae
Exons: 2
Coding region: 1-738 (245 amino acids)
Source: RefSeq, a predicted model, not a curated record